GCGGCUGCAUCCCUGUGCGUCGGGCGAUGUAUCUCCGAAGGGCUGUGUCCAAGACUCUGGCGCUGCCCCGGAGGGCGCCCCCCGGCCCUGCGCCACUGGGGAAGGACGCAUCUCUUCGCCGAGUGUCAUCCAGCAAGUUCCCGGGAACAUCUGGGUCCAAUAUGAUUUAUUACCUGGUUGUAGGUGUGACAGUCAGCGCUGGUGGAUAUUAUACUUACAAGGCUGUCACAUCUAAGUCAGUCAGACAUCCAGAACAUGUAACGGAUGGGAAAGAACAAAGGAAAGCAGAGCUACAGCCACUUCCGGGCGAAAAGGAGCAUGUAGCAGAAGCUGAAAAACCACGUUCAGAGGCUGGAGAAAUUUCUGUAAAGGAAGCUGAAUUGGUACAUGCUGAGGAAGUCCCAGAGGCCGCAGCUGGGCCUCCAGAAGAGUCUCCCCAGGUCCCUGCCGAGGCUGCCCUAGUGGAGACAUCCACACUGAGCGAGGAGCCUGAGCUGCAGAUCACCGAGGCUUCCCCAGGAGAGACCACUGAGGGAGUCCCUGAACCCACGGAGGAGGAGAGCGCAGCUCCUGAACCCACUGCCGAGGAGGAGAGCGCAGCUCCCGAACCCACGGUAGAGCCCACGGCAGAGGCAGAGGUGGAGAGCGCAGCUCCGGAUCAGGCUGACGGGGCUGAUACCAGCAAGGAGGGUGAGGGUACCCCUGGGAACCAGAGCUUCCAGGAGAGUGCUGAACUAGAAGAAAGCCCUCCCUAAGGCUCAGAACCCUCUGCCCAGCAGGAAUCUCAAGAAGAAACCGAGGUCACAGCAGAAGCAGCCUCACCCCAAGGCUGA
Molecule: messenger RNA, 833 nt
Organism: Peromyscus eremicus (cactus mouse)
Lineage: Eukaryota; Metazoa; Chordata; Mammalia; Rodentia; Cricetidae
Gene: Mgarp
Product: mitochondria localized glutamic acid rich protein
Exons: 5
Biological process (GO): anterograde axonal transport
Cellular component (GO): mitochondrion; mitochondrial outer membrane
Source: RefSeq, a predicted model, not a curated record